This is a messenger RNA of Penaeus monodon (black tiger shrimp), 1548 nucleotides long. RefSeq lists its product as uncharacterized. Lineage: Eukaryota; Metazoa; Arthropoda; Malacostraca; Decapoda; Penaeidae. The record is from RefSeq and is a predicted model, not a curated record. The transcript is spliced from 4 exons. Bases 1 to 1548 code for a protein of 515 amino acids.
AUGAAGUUGUUGGUAAUAGUCACCACGGUCGUGGUCUCGUCAUCAGCGGCUCCCCAAGGCUAUCACCUGGAUACGCCUUCAGGACCAAGCUUUGAAAUAAGAGGUUCAGGCUCAGGAUUUGGAUUAGAAACUUCAGUCUCAGGUUUUGGAACGGGAGGCUUAGGCUCAGGUUUUGGAACAGGAGGUUCAGGCUCAGGUUUUGGAACAGGAGUUUUAAGCUUACGAUCUGGAAGAGGAGGUUUAGCCUCAUCUUUUAGCUCAGGAGGAUGCGGGCCCGGAAGAGUGCUGCAUGUCGACGGCAGAUGCGUCACUCCACGCGUCAACCGCAAAGUUUACUUGUAUGACGCGCCACCAGCGCCCGUGUCCCAUGGUCCCCCACCCUACAUACCUGAGCCAACCGUUGAGACAAACAUCGUGUUCAUCCGAGCACCAGAACAAGGACAAGGACCAGAUCCUAUUGUCAUACCUCCUCCGAGACAAGAACAUGUUGUGUACGUCCUUAACAAAGAGUCACCACAGCAACAGGAAGUGAUCGAACUCCCAGCUCCGCCAGCGAGCGAACCUGAAGUUUACUUCGUGAACUACGGUGACGGCGAGAACCCGGUUCUUCCCAGCGGCGUUGAUCUCCAGACUGCCCUGAACGCAGCUUCCCAAGGCGGUGGUCAAGUGGUCGGAGGCGGUGCCGGAGGCGUUGGGGGAGGAUUCGGAGGUAGUGGAGGAAACGGUGGAUUCGGAAGUAGAGGAAUCGGUGGAUUUGGAGAAAGUGGAGGGAGCGGUGGAUUCGGAGGAAAUGGAGGGAGCGGUGGAUUCGGAGGAAAUGGAUUUGGAAGCAGUGCUAUCAACGACGGUCUCGUGAGCAGUGGUGACAGCGGACAAUUAGUCGUCAGAGGAGGAGGAUUUAGUGGAGGAUCCAGUGGCGUUUCCUCUCUGCCAAGUCUUUAUUCCAUUACAAGAAAUAGAGGUCCAGAUUACAAUGAAGGUGAAGGUCGUAAUAAAACAAUUGUUAUUAGCCAAUGUGUUACGCAGGUCUCAGUAAUAGUUGCCACGGUCGUGGUCUCAUCAGCGGCUCCCCAAGAGUAUCACCUGGAUACGUCUUCAGGACCAAGCUUUGGAAUAAGAGGUUCAGGCUCAGGUUUUGGAACAGGGGUUCAGGCCUCAGGUUUUGGAACAGGAGGUUCAGGCUCAGGUUUUGGACAGGGGGUUCAGGCUCAGGUUUUGGAACAGGAGGUUCAGGCUCAGGUUUUGGAACAGGAGGUUCAGCUCAGGUUUUGGAGCAGGAGCUUCAGGUUUAGGUUUUGCAAAGGAGGUUUAGUCUCAGGUUUUGCAAGAGGAGGUUUAGCUCAGGUUUUGGCUCAGGAGGAUGUUGUCCCGGAAGUGUACUGCAUGUUGACGGCAGAUGCGUCACUCCACGCUGUCAACCGCAAAGUUUACUUGUAUGACGCACCACACGCACCCGUGUCCCGUAGUCCCCCACCUUAUAUUCCUGAGCCAAACUGGUUGAGGACGAACAUCGCGUUCAUUCGAGCACCAGACAAGGACAAGGGCUAG